CGCCGCGCACUUGCGCAAAAUGCGAACCGGAAGGGAAGGUUCUUCCCCCGGGCGUUUUGGCGUCCCAAUGCCGGGCAGAACUUCGGGGAACUGGAGCCUCCCGUAGCGAUGGAGAAAAGAGCGAGCUGCCCCAGGGCAAACAUGGAGUCGACAGAGUUGGAUUUCAUCAAGAUUAGUGGCUUUGCAAGAUGAUGAUUCAUGGUGAUGGCUUGCAAGGUCAUAAACAAAAGAAGGCACAUGGGACUUCAACAGCUUUCAUCGUUUGCAGAAACAGGAAGAACUUUCCUAGGCCCAGUAAAAUCAUCCAAAUUUAUUAUAGAUGAAGAGUGUCAUGAAAGUGUGUUAAUCAGUUCAACAGUAAGGCUUCUUGAAAGUUUGGAUUUAACCAGUGCAGUGGGACAACUUCUCAGUGAAGCAGUUCAAGCACAAAAUAACACAUACAGAACUGGAACCAGUACUCUUUUGUUUCUUGUUGGUGCAUGGAGCAGUGCUGCUGAAGAAUGUCUUCAUUUGGGUGUCCCCAUUUCAUUAAUAGUGUCUGUAAUGUCAGAAGGCUUGAAUUCAUGCAUUGAAGAGGUAGUUUCCCUUCAAGUACCUGUCCACAAUGUAUUUGACCAUAUGGUUAACACAAAGACAUUUUCUGGACCUGAAACAUUUAGUGUCAGCGUAUACCCUUUUCUCCAAAUCCCUUCAGGUACUGGUUUGAUACAGAAAGAGCAUGAUCUCAAAGAUGUUGCCUCUCAGUCAUUGGCCAUUUACAGUCUUUCUGGGAGACCUGUUAAAUCACCUCAACUCUUUAGGUCUCAGGCUAAGGUUGAAGCAGAUGAAAACACAUCACAAGCUCCUCAGACUCUGAAAAACAGUCUGCUUGCAGACACCCGCUGCAGAAAGUCAGUACUAACCCACAGUAGACAUUUUAGUAGGACAGGUAAUAAUCAAUGGAUAAGCAAACCAGAUGGAGUUCCAGAACAACUUAGUGCAGCUACUUCCAAGACUUAUAGAUGUGAUGAUCUGGUAGAGUUGGAGGUGGGUUUGAGUCACGGAGGUCACAGCAGCAUGAAGUUAGUAGAUGAAGCAGUACGGCUACAAUAUCAGAACGCAGGUAUGCAACAAGGCAGCUGUACAAUGCCAUUUCUUUUCGACAUUUCAAGAAUCUUCACUUGCUGCUUACCGGGUUUACCUGAAACUUUUUCUUGUGUCUGUCCAGGAUAUAUCACUGUUGUAUCAAUAUCUAGUACUACUCUGAUCAAGGAACUGCAGAAUCAGCCUAUUCGGGUAGUUCUUGUUGAAGGGGAUCUCACAGAGAAUUAUCGCCACCUGGGAUUUAAUAAGUCUGCAAGUAUUAAAACAGUAUCAGAAAGCUUGAAGGUUCAACAGGGUGGCUCAGAAGAACUGUGGACAGAUCGUGUGUUACAGGUAUUAAUCAAGUUCAACGUGAACCUUGUCCUGGCACAAGGAAAUGUGUCUGAACGCUUAAUUGAAAAAUGCACAGACAGCAAGAGGUUGGUAAUUGGAUCAGUGAAUGGCAACGUAAUGCAGGCUUUUGCAGAGGCUUCAGGAGCAGUGCAGGUGGCCUACAUGACACAGGUGAAUGAGAACUGUGUAGGCACUGGGGUCUGUGUGACCAUCUGGAGAAGCGCUCCCUUCGAUGCUGUACGUCGGACCAACAGAAUGGCAGUCAUGUUAAAAACGGAAGGAAUUAAUUUGGUUACAGUAGUGCUGACUAGUCCAGUCACUGCCCAGGUGCAAACCAAAGAAGAUACCUUCUGGACUUGUGCCUAUCGUCUGUAUCAUGCUCUGAAAGAGCAAAAGGUCUUCCUUGGAGGUGGCGCCGUUGAAUUUUUGUGUCUUAGCCAUCUUCAGAUUCUUGCGGAGCAGUCUGUGAGUAAAGGAAACCAAGGCUGUUCAGGAUGGCUUCAUAAUACUUCCUCUUGGCUGGCCUCGUCUGUGACACAGUACAGACCGACUGUGCUUAAAUGCCUGGCAAAUGGAUGGCACAGAUACCUUUCAACUCUCCUGUAUAACACUGCCACUUACUCAUCAGAACUUGAAGCCGGCACGUUCAUUCAACAUCAUCUACAAAAUGCUACAGACUCUGGCUCUCCUUCAUCUUACGUCUUGAAGGAAUAUAGUAAACUAAAUAGUGGGAUUUUAAAUUCAGACACUUCAGAUAAACUGGAACAGAUUCCAAGAGUUUAUGACAUUGUUACACCAAAGAUUGAGGCAUGGCGCCGAGCUUUGGAUUUAGUACUGUUAGUUCUUCAGACAGACAGUGAAAUUAUCACUGGACUUGAACAAACGCAGAUAAAUUCGCAGGAAUCAGAGGGCUUUUUAUUUUUGUAGUGUUAUUGGCUAUGUCUUUGGAAAAUAAUCUUUGGUAAUAUGUCGUGCUAAUAAUAAAUUUUCUAGUAGCCAAGUCACAGUUUCUAAAAUGCCAGCUUUUACCAAGAGAAAAUAAUUGAUGUGUGUCAAUAACUGUACAGAGUCGGAGAUUUCACCCUACUUACAAUUUUGUUUUCUGUUUCUAUAUUUUUAUUCUAUUCUGUAGCUGGACAUGUCUCUUUUUUUUGAACAUUUUAUUGGAGUAUAAUUGCUUUACAUUGUUGUGUUAGUUUCUGCUGUAUAAGAAAGUGAAUCAGUUAUAGGUAUACAUAUGUCCCCAUAUCUCCUCCCACUUGCAUCUCCCUCCCAGCCUCUCUAUCCCACCCCUUUAGGUGGUCACAGAGCACCAAGCUGAUCUCCCUGUGCUAUGCGGCUGUUUCCCACUAGCUAUCUCUUUUACAUUUUGUAGUGUAUGUAUGCCAGUGCUACUCUCUCACUUCGUCCCAGCUUACCCUUCCCCCUCCCCGUGUCCUCAAGUCCAUUCUCUACCUUUGUGUCUUUAUUCCUGUCCUGCCCCU
Physeter macrocephalus (sperm whale) is the source of this 2900-nucleotide messenger RNA. RefSeq names its product Bardet-Biedl syndrome 12 (gene BBS12). Gene Ontology annotation, molecular function: ATP binding. The record is from RefSeq and is a predicted model, not a curated record. NCBI's taxonomy places the organism in Eukaryota, Metazoa, Chordata, Mammalia, Artiodactyla, Physeteridae. Gene Ontology annotation, biological process: photoreceptor cell maintenance; chaperone-mediated protein complex assembly. The coding region runs from base 199 to 2343 and encodes 714 amino acids. The transcript has 3 exons.